This is a messenger RNA of Nelumbo nucifera (sacred lotus), 1087 nucleotides long. RefSeq names its product Ankyrin repeat family protein. The record is from RefSeq and is a predicted model, not a curated record. Gene Ontology annotation, molecular function: protein binding. NCBI's taxonomy places the organism in Eukaryota, Viridiplantae, Streptophyta, Magnoliopsida, Proteales, Nelumbonaceae.
UGAUAUUUCUUUUGAACUCAGUUUCUCUCCCUCUCUCUCUCCUCAUUUUACACAAGUGAAAAAGGCGGUAAGAACAAACCCUACACCCUGAUAGAGAUGGACAUCGAUUCUCCGAAACCGGAAAUUCUUCAGAACCAAAUCAAGGACGAAGAUCUCUUCAAAGCAGCUGAGAAAGGAGACGCUUCGAUCUUCAAAGCUCUUUCUCAGGGGCAUCUUCACAGAGCUCUGUCGUUGAGAAACGACGACGGUCGUUCUCUCCUUCACGUCGCUGUCUCAUCUGGUCAUGCUGAGGUCGUGAGGACACUGUCAGCUGUUGAUGCAUUUAUUAGCGUAGUAAACAGUACAGAUGAAGAAGGUUGGGCACCGCUACAUUCUGCUGCUAGCAGUGGAAAUACUGAGAUUGUUGAGAUCUUGCUGAGCAGAGGAGCUGAUGUCAAUUUAAAAAAUAAUGGUGGUCGCACUGCUCUGCACUACGCUGCUAGCAAGGGAUGGUUGAAAAUAGCUGAAGUUCUGAUUUCUCAUGGUGCAAAAAUCAAUCUCAAGGACAAGGUUGGCUGCACACCAUUGCAUAGAGCAGCAAGCACAGGGAAUGCAGAGCUGUGUGAAAUGUUGAUUGAAGAAGGAGCAGAGGUUGAUGCUAUUGAUAAAACAGGUCAAACUCCUCUUAUGAAUGCAGUAAUAUGCCAUAACAAAGAGGUAUCUCUACUUUUGAUAAGGCAUGGAGCAGAUGUGGAUGUUGAAGAUAAGGAGGGAUAUACCGUGCUUGGUCGAGCUUCAGUUGAUUUCAGACCCUUGCUGAUUGAUGCUGCUAAAGCCAUGCUUGAAGGUUAAAUGGUUGAAUACUUCAUAAAUUAACAGAGCCAGCAAAACCAUCAUUCAUGUAUCAGGAAACAGGAAUCAUAGAAAGUGAGGUUCCUUGUAAAAAAUCUUGUUUCUGCUUCAACAAUGGUGAUUAGUAUUUUUGCUUUUAUCAUCCGGGGUAAAACUGUAACCAAAACCAAUGAUAAGCUCUACAAGUUUCGUGGAAGAGAAUGCAAAAGAAAGAAAGCAUAUAGAAGAGAAUUUAAUGGAUGGAAUGAUGACUGAA